Messenger RNA from Physella acuta, 2470 nucleotides. Its product is annotated as coronin-1A. Gene Ontology annotation, molecular function: actin filament binding. NCBI's taxonomy places the organism in Eukaryota, Metazoa, Mollusca, Gastropoda, Physidae. The record is from RefSeq and is a predicted model, not a curated record.
AAUAAAAUAAAUAAACACUCCUACGUCACGUGACAAAAUUCUGUCCAAGAUGGCGUCUUAAUCUGAAAGAGACAACAGAGACCACCUGAUCUCAGCCAGUAAGAAUAGGGCGAGCAUUAAAGAGAGGACGGCCCUGGCUCCGAUCAACAUGGCCCUGAGAUUGAGAAGCUCCAAGUUUCGUCAUGUUUUCGGCUCUCAGUGUAGGCGCGAGCACACAUUUGAAAAUGUGCGCAUCACCCGCAACACACAUGACAGCAACUUCUGCAGCGUGAACCCCAGGUUUUUGGCCAUUGUGACUGAGAGCUCAGGGGGAGGCAGCUUUGCCAUUUUAGAUGUCAAUAGACCUGGGAGAGUGGAUGUGAACUGCCCAAAAGUUUGUGGCCACGCUGGGGCUGUACUGGAUGUCAAAUGGAGUCCAUUCAAUGACUGUAUCAUAGCCUCAGGCUCAGAUGAUGCCACUGUGAAGGUAUGGACUAUACCAGAUGCAGGACUGUUGGGGACCUUGACUGACUGGUCAGCUGACCUGCAUGGUCACUCCCGCAGGGUGGCAUACGUAGACUGGCACACCAGUGCUGCCAACAUACUUAUGUCUGUGGGCUUUGAUUUUAAGAUCAUGAUCUGGAAUGUGGAGCAGGCAGAACCCAUCACUUGUAUAGACAGCCACAGUGACACCAUCUACUCAGCUUCCUGGGGAAGGGAUGGCAGUCUCAUAGCCUCCACUUGCAAGGACAAGAAGAUUCGCAUCAUGGACCCACGGCUGGCCAAAGUGGCAGUGGAGUUUGAAGGUCACCAGAGCACAAAAACCUCGAAAGUGGUCUUUGUGUCCGAUAACCAGAUCUUUACUACAGGCUUCUCAAGGGCUAGCGACAGGCAGUAUGCAUUGUGGGAUGUGAGGAAGAGUGGCCACCCCCUGUCACUGACUGACAUUGAUUGUGCCAGUGGGAUUUUACUGCCGUAUUAUGAUGCUGACACAAAAGUGGUUUAUUUGGCUGGAAAGGGUGAUGGCAACAUCAGAUACUUUGAAAUUGACACAGAAGAAAGUGAAAUCUAUUUCUUAAACACAUACCAAUCAGCACUACCACAGAGGGGGUUAGGCAUGAUGCCAAAACGAGGCAUUGACCCAUUUAAAAAUGAAGUGGCCAGGUUUUAUAAGCUCCAUGCAUCCAAAAACCUGGUGGAACCUAUUUCUAUGAUCGUACCUAGAAAGGCGGAAGGGUUCCAGCAUGAUGUGUAUCCACCCACUGCCAGUACCAUCCCCUCAUUGACAGCAGAUGAGUGGACUAGUGGCAUCAACAGAGGUCCCAUUUUAAUUAAUUUAGAGAAUGGGACAAUACUUGACAAGCCUCGGGUAUCCAUGUCUUCUGCUGUCCAGCCCCAGUUAAGUUCUCUGAGCAAGCCGCCACAGAUAACAACCUACCGAGCCAUCAAUCGUACAGCCGCACCCUUCUCUGCAGCCCCGCCCACUACACAGAGAAUCUCCCCAGAGGGUCAUGCUCCAGUGGUUUUCAGAACACCCUCCCCAAUGUCUGCACCCAGCCAAUGGAAUGGCUCGGAGAAACAUGAACCAGCUUCUAUCAAAAACAUCCGCAGGCUUAGUGGUCAUAGGGAGGAUGGGGAUAGUGAUUCAUCCGUAUCCUCAUCCACCCCUGGAGCCCUGACCACAGCCCUGACCACAGCCGUGACCACAGCCCAUGGCAGACCCUCACCAGCCUCCCUGCCUCUGGCUAGCAGCCACGUUGUCCACCACGUCAAUGGCCACACAGGAGACCCCUCAGCUGGGGACCAUCUGGUAUCAUCAAGUGUGAGUAGUUCUAAGCCAGUGAGUUCUUCACGUUUUGUCCAAGCUCGUUUUGGUCGCAGCAAUGGACCUCAGAGAGCCAACACAAUUUCUGGUGGUGCUGAGCAUGUUAGCGCUGUUCAGAUGGUCAUUGGUCAGCCCUCAGCUACAUCACACACCAACGCUAUUCAUGUUCGUAAAGUCUGGUCGCCACCUGUAUCUGCCGCUGCCUCCCCCUCCCCCACGCUGUCUGCAAGGUACGGAGUUAAUCCCCCUAGCAGUGACCCUGAGUUAAAGAAGGCCUACUUCCGUCAGCUGGAGGAGAUUGCCAGUCUACAGGAGCAGCUGCAGGUCAAAGACAGGCGCAUCAAACAGCUAGAGAUGGAACUCUCCCACAUGAGGGAGCGAGAAUCUGACCUCCGACCUGGAGAAAGUAAUUGUUGAUUUCUCUGAUGGCAAGACUUGAAUUUUGGUGCUAAAGCUGGACACUGAAGGGAAGCAACACAUUGUGGCAUUACCUCCCUUGUGGACAGCUGUUUAUACCUGGAGACUUUCAGUUGCUUCACUGUGACAGUCCUUGACCUUAGUAUGUGCUCACCAGCCUUGACUUUAGUAGGUGGUGACAGUACUAAUGUAUGUGGUCACUAUGGUGACAGUACUAAUGUAUGUGGUCACUAUGGUGACAGUACUAAU